This is a messenger RNA of Thunnus maccoyii (southern bluefin tuna), 1943 nucleotides long. RefSeq names its product tripartite motif-containing protein 16-like. Gene Ontology annotation, molecular function: zinc ion binding; protein binding. Bases 205 to 1875 code for a protein of 556 amino acids. Lineage: Eukaryota; Metazoa; Chordata; Actinopteri; Scombriformes; Scombridae. The record is from RefSeq and is a predicted model, not a curated record. The transcript has a single exon.
ACAAGCUCCACUCUGUGCUCAUAUUUCCUUGUUCCCUCCCCUUCAGAUCUACAGUUUGAAGAUGGGUGUAACCAACAUGUGAUGUAGCACAAGAGCUGUCAGGCUCCAUUUCCUGCAGAGACACAUGUUGUCCAGAUCAGAGCUCAAACUUGUUUCAUUUCUCAGGAAGUGAAACUCAGACAGUCGUUACCACUGAGAGCUGAAAUGGCACAGAAAGGAGUUCAGCUGGACCGAGAAACCUUCUCUUGUUCCAUCUGUCUGGAUCUACUGAAGGAUCCGGUGACUAUUCCCUGUGGACACAGCUACUGCAUGAGCUGUAUUAAAGGCUUCUGGGAUGAAGAGGAUCAGAGGAAGAUCUACAGCUGCCCUCAGUGCAGACAGACCUUCACACCGAGGCCUGUCCUGGGGAAAAACACCAUGUUAGCAGCUUUAGUGGAGCAGCUGAAGAAGACUGGACUCCAAGCUGCUCCUGCUGAUCACUGCUAUGCUGGACCUGAAGAUGUGGCCUGUGAUGUCUGCACUGGGAGGAAACUGAAAGCCCUCAAGUCCUGUCUGGUGUGUCUGGCCUCUUACUGUGAGAAACACCUGCAGCCUCAUUAUGAUGCAGCUCCAUUAAAGAAACACAAGCUGGUCGACCCCUCGGAGAAGCUCCAGGAGAACAUCUGCUCUCGUCAUGAUGAGGUGAUGAAGAUGUUCUGCCGUACUGAUCAGCAGAGUAUCUGUUAUCUCUGCUCUGUGGAUGAACAUAAAGGCCACGACACAGUCUCAGCUGCAGCAGAAAGGACUGAGAGGCAGAGAGAGCUCGAGGUGAGUCGACAAAACAUCCAGCAGAGAAUCCAGGACAGAGAGAAAGAUGUGAAGCUGCUUCAACAGGAGGUGAAGGCCGUCAGUCGCUCUGCUGAUAAAGCAGUGGAGGACAGUGAGAAGAUCUUCACUGAGCUGAUCAGUCUCAUCCAGAAAAGAAGCUCUGAUGUGAAGCAGCAGAUCAGAUCCCAGCAGGAAACUGAAGUGAGUCGAGUCAAAGAGCUUCAGGAGAAGCUGGAGCAGGAGAUCACUGAGCUGAAGAGGAAAGACGCUGAACUGAAGCAGCUCUCACACACAGAGGAUCACAUCCAGUUUCUACACAACUACCCCUCACUGUCACAACUCAGUGCAUCUACAGACUCAUCCAGCAUCAAUAUCCGUCCUCUGACAUACUUUGAGAUUGUGACAGCAGCUGUGUCAGAGCUCAGAGAUAAACUACAGGACAUCCUGAGGGAGAAAUGGACAAACAUCUCACUGUCAGUGACUGAAGUGGACGUUUUACUGUCAGAAGCAGAACCCAAGACCAGAGCUGGAUUCUUAAAAUAUUCACAUGAAAUCACACUGGAUCCAAACACAGCAAACACAUAUCUGUUAUUGUCUGAGGGGAACAGAAAAGUAGAACGAACAAGUCAACAACAGUCUUAUUCUCGUCACCCAGACAGAUUCACUGGAUAUCAUCAGGUCCUGAGUAGAGAGAGUCUGACUGGACGUUGUUACUGGGAGGUGGAGUGGAGCAGGAGAGGAGUUCGUGUAGCAGUCGCAUACAAGAAUAUCAGAAGAGCAGGAGACUGGAAUGAAUGUCAAUUUGGAUGUAAUGACAAAUCUUGGAUGUUAGAUUGUAACACUGACAGUUAUAUAUUUUGGUUCAACAACAUCAUAAUUCCCGUCUCAGGUCCUGGUUCCUCCAGAGUAGGAGUGUACCUGGAUCACAGAGCAGGUAUUCUGUCCUUCUACAGCGUCUCUGAAACCAUGACUCUCCUCCACAGAGUCCAGACCACAUUCACUCAGCCUCUCUAUGCUGGACUUUGUCUUUAUUAUGGAGGCACAGUUGAGUUGUGUAAAGUCAAAUAGACAGAAGUCAUUUCAGACUUCAUGUGUCAGAUUCUGUUGUAAUUCUUCAUGUUUUUGUCUCCAUUGUG